AUGAGCUCAUACUUCUCCUCCCUCACAUCCUCAUCCUCCAUAUCAAAUGUCAUCGGCUCGCGGCUCAACAGCCUCCGCCGCGCCAUCACCCUAGGCGACGAAGCGGACGACCCGGAGAACGAAGACUGCUCGCACAUCUCCAACGCCCUGCGCGCCUACUACAGCGAAAAAGGCCGCCCAUUCCCCGGCUGGCUCCCCCCAGACCCCAAAGCCCCCUCCGCCAACUCCCGCGUCGUCGCAACAGCCCAAGGCCAAGGCCAGGGCCCCGCUGCCGCCCACGGCCGCGGUGGCGGCCUGGGCGAUCUGUGGGGUGACUCGGGCUCGCCUCAACCACCACUUGCGCAGACGGCGAGUCUGCGUCGCGGCCGGAAUGCUGCUGGCGCCCCGCCGCUUACCUCUAGUACCAGUUCGCCUGCUGGCCCGGUGCCAUCGCCUGGUCCUCCGCUUACGCAGUCCCAGUCUAAUUCUCAGCUUCACCCUGCUGGGGCUCGGCCGUUGCCUAGUCAGCGGGCUGGGUCGUAUCAGUCUUCGCAGACGAGGAUGAAUUCUGGGGGCUCGGGUGGAUCUGCGCAGGAUCGGUUGCGUGCGCGCUUGCAGGGAGGCCGGUCUCCUAGUCCUGCUAAUCUUGAUCCGAGUGUUCGGAAGCCUGUUGGUGAGCGACGGUGGUAA
Messenger RNA from Penicillium verhagenii, 669 nucleotides. RefSeq lists its product as uncharacterized. Lineage: Eukaryota; Fungi; Ascomycota; Eurotiomycetes; Eurotiales; Aspergillaceae. Bases 1 to 669 code for a protein of 222 amino acids. The record is from RefSeq and is a predicted model, not a curated record. The transcript has a single exon.